This is a messenger RNA of Phycodurus eques (leafy seadragon), 4759 nucleotides long. It is a transcript of the gene kif16ba, whose product is annotated as kinesin family member 16Ba. Gene Ontology annotation, molecular function: ATP binding; phosphatidylinositol binding; microtubule motor activity. The coding region runs from base 300 to 4208 and encodes 1302 amino acids. The transcript is spliced from 28 exons. Gene Ontology annotation, biological process: microtubule-based movement. The record is from RefSeq and is a predicted model, not a curated record. NCBI's taxonomy places the organism in Eukaryota, Metazoa, Chordata, Actinopteri, Syngnathiformes, Syngnathidae.
UCAAAAGCAGCAGCUAGCCCGCUCGGCCGGCUAAUUUUGCCCUCCAGCUCCCGGAGCGCCGGAGGCGGUUCGGUCCGCGUCACAACAACACCUGGCCGAGGUGGCGACCCACUCACCCGGUCUCUAGUUGUUUUGUUUUCUUUUACACUUUUGUGCUGCCAAGUGCCUUUUAUCCCUGUUCCUCCCCCCGCUGCUGCUGCUAGCCGCUAGCGGCUAACUUGCGAGCCAACUCAUCGCCUGCCCUGAAGCCUCCAAGCUCACUUUUCAGCCGAGCGGAGCGGACCGGAGCGGGAUGAGCCAUGGCAUCGGUUCGGGUGGCUGUCCGCGUCCGACCCAUGUGCAGACGGGAGAAGGACUUGAUGGCCAAGUGCAUCAUCAAGAUGGACGGCAGCAAAACCUCCAUCACCAACCCGAAGCGCUCUGAAGGCAUCGCGGGGGAGCUGAUGAGGGAUUCCACCAAAACCUUUACCUACGACUUCUCCUACGACUCGGCCGACUCGAGGAGCUCCAGCUUUGUCACUCAGGAGAAGGUCUUCCGAGAUUUGGGCCGGGACGUGCUGCAGGCGGCGUUUGAGGGCUACAACGCCUGCGUUUUCGCUUACGGUCAGACGGGAUCCGGGAAGUCGUACACCAUGAUGGGAAAUCCGGGAGACGCAGGUCUGAUCCCGCGGAUCUGCGAGGGUUUAUUCAGUCGGAUCGCGGACGCCGUUCGACGGGACGAAGCUUCUUUCCGCACGGAAGUCAGCUACCUGGAGAUCUACAACGAGCGCGUUAGGGAUCUUCUGAGGAGGAAGUCCACUCAGACGUACAACCUGAGAGUGAGGGAGCACCCCAAGGACGGACCUUAUGUGGAAGAUCUGUCCAAGCACCUGGUGCAGAACUACAGCGACGUGGAGGAGCUGAUGGAGGCGGGAAACGUCAAGCGCACCACCGCCAGCACCGUCAUGAACGACGUCAGCAGCCGCUCGCACGCCAUCUUUACUGUCAACUUCACGCAGGCCAAGUUUGACGCAGAGAUGCCCAGCGAGAUGCUGAGCAAGAUCCACCUGGUGGAUCUGGCCGGUAGCGAGCGGGCCGACUGCACCGGCGCCACCGGAGUCCGGCUCAAGGAAGGCGGCAACAUCAACAAGUCUCUCGUCACGCUCGGCAACGUCAUCUCCGCCCUCGCCGACCUUCCUCGGGACGCCAACACGAAGAAGAAGUGCCUCUUCGUGCCCUACAGAGACUCUGUGUUAACGUGGCUGCUGAAGGACAGUCUGGGCGGGAACUCCAAGACCAUCAUGAUCGCCACCGUGUCGCCCGCCGGCGUCAACUACGGCGAGACGCUCAGCACGCUACGCUACGCCAACAGGGCCAAGAACAUCAUCAACAAGCCCACCGUCAAUGAGGACACCAACGUCAGGCUCAUCAGGGAACUGCGGGCGGAAAUCGCACGACUCAAAGCUCUGCUGGUUCAGGGCAACCAGAUCGCUCUGCUGGACUCGCCCACUGCGCUCAGCAUGGAGGAGAAGCUGCACCAGAACGAAGCCAGAGUGCUGGAGCUGACAAAAGAGUGGACCAACAAGUGGAAUGAGACGCAGAACAUCCUGAAGGAGGAGACGCUGGCGCUGCGGAAGGAGGGCAUCGGCGUGGUCCUGGACUCUGAGCUUCCUCACCUCAUCGGCAUCGACGACGACCUCCUCAGCACCGGCAUCAUCCUCUACCACCUCAAGGAAGGACGAACGUGCGUGGGCAGAGAGGACGCGGCCACGGAGCAGGACAUUGUUCUUCACGGCGCGGAGGUAGAGAGCGAGCACUGCGUGUUUGAGAACGGCGGAGGCACGGUGACGUUGGUGCCGCUGGGCGCCGCGCCGUGCUCCGUCAACGGGACGAACGUCGCCGGGCCCGUGCGGCUCAAUCAAGGUGCCGUCAUCCUGCUGGGCAGAAGCAACAUGUUCCGCUUCAACCACCCCAAAGAGGCGGCCAAGCUCCGCGAGAAACGCAAGAGCGACCUGUCGUCCACCUUCAGCCUGUCCGUGAGCGACCUGUCCCGGUCCUGCGGGAACCUCUCUGCCGUCCUGCUCUACAACCCGGGUGACUUGGGUCCCGCCUUCCUCAGGUUGGAGUUCGAGCGUCAGCAGCGUGAGGAGCUUGGCAAGUUGGAGGUGACGAGGCGUCUGAUCAAGGAGACGGAGGUCAAGCAGCAGAGUGAGAAGGCCGAGCUGCAGCGCCUCCAGCAGGAGGUGGAGAGCCAGCGCAAGGAGUCGGAGGAGGUGCGCCAGAGGAUCCUAUGCCAGGAGGAAAGCCUGCGCCGCCGCAGUCAGGACAUCGAGAGCCGUCUCCGAGACUUCCUGGAGGAGAAGCAACGCUUUGAGGAGGACAGACAAUCUGACCUCCCGAUGGAGGGACUCCAGCUGCGGCAAGAGGAGCAAGAUGAGCAGAUCUACCGAGAACUAGAGAAGCUGAAGCGGGAGCGCGAGGUGCAGCGAGACCGUUUGGAGGUGGAGAGGCGCCGCCUGGAAGAGCAGGAAGGCCAGGAGCUGAGCCUGGUAGGGAGGCUAGAGGAGCAGCUGAGAGACAAACGACAGAUCGCCGUCACUUUGAUGAGCCGCGAGGACGCCCGACGCCUGGAGGAGGAGAAGCGGGAGCUAGCGGCUAUCAGAGAGGCCCUCCUGUGCGCCAAGGAGGCCAGAGGCCAGGGGAGAGAGGGGGCCGCAGGGGAGGCCGGAGUAACGUCCAGCGACGAGGCCGCCGCCUACGCGCGCUACUUUGACUUCAAGGCCUCCCAGGUGCAGGAGCUUGGCCGCCUGGGGUCGAGUCUUCAACGGCAGAGGGUGCGCGUGGAGAAGGAGGUUGCCAGCGAGCGUGCCACGCUGCAUCUCCUCGAGGAACGCCUGACGGAGGCUCAAGAGAAGAAGCGACAGGACAUGUGCCAGGAGGAGCGGCGGCUCCUCAAGCAGACAGAGCAUCGGCUGAAGUCCGUUGAGCUCCAGCUGAGCGCCCUGGAUGCCAAGCUUCUGCCCGCGCUGGCCGAGGAGAAGCGGCGAGCCGAGGAGGCGCUGGAACGCAACGGGAACUACCCAAGUCCUCCUGGCUUGGACAACUUCCUGUACCAAGUAGAGAAAGAGCUGGAAGACAAGGAGGAAAAGCUGAAGGUCCACCGGGCCAGUGCCCAGCAACUGCAGCAGCUGCAGGAGACAUACCGCUUCACGGCCAACGUGGCUCGGCAGGAGGACAAGGUGAGGCGCAAGGAGAAGGAGAUCCUGGAGGCCAAGGAGAAGCAGCAGCGGGAGGCGAUGGAGCAGGCGGUGGCGCGCCUUGAGAGGAGACACUCGGUCCGAAAAUGCGACCGCUCCCUGGAGACAGACGCCCGGGAGAACCCGGUACAGAACCUGAGGACGGGUCCAGACCUGGAUCAGCAUAGGGUAAAGCGAGAGAUCCAAAGGUUCGGACAGCGCAUCAGCGAAGGGGAGGAGAACAUCUCAACUCACAUGGACGACAUCACGCCGCAUGGCAGUGUGCCGGCAGAUCACGCGCGGACUCUCCACCCGCACAUUCCCCUCUCCGACGACAGGAUCAACGCGUACAUCGAGGAGGAGGUUCAGCGGAGGCUACGCCAGAUAAACUUCUUCAACGGAACCGAUACCGGGAUGGACCUGUCGCUCUCCUGCGAGUCGCUACAGGAGGAGAACCCUGGCGAGAGAUCAACUGAGGAGGAUAAGCAGCUGCUAAACAAGAAUGAUCUACAAAAGUCCCAACAUCUGCGCGACGUCUCGGCGCCUCCGCCGCGCCGCCGGGAGCCGAUCGAAAUCGAGAUCCCUUGCUACGUCCUCAGAGGUCAAGGCAAGGACGAGCACUUUGAGUUCGAGGUCAAGAUGAGCGUGAAGGACGAGACGUGGGCGGUGUUCCGUCGUUACAGUCGCUUUCGAGAAAUGCACAAAAGUCUCGUGUUGAAAUAUCCUCAGUUGGCAGCUCUGGAAUUCCCUCCCAAGAAAAUAUUUGGAAACAAAGACGAAAGAAUGGUCGUUAAACGCAGGAAUCAGUUGGAGCAUUACCUGCGGAGUUUGUUUGCCGUGAUGAUGUCGUCGUCGGGCUCGCCGCUAUGCGGCGCCCUCGAGCCGACCGGCGAUUCCGAGUGCGCGUGUGCGGUGUCCAAGCGUUCCGUGUGUGAAUUGUCACCCUUCUUCAAGAAAGGCGUCUUCGAGAGCGGUCGCCACGGAACCGGCUGACCGUCGCCCAAUCGCGCGCCUCGGCUUCUGUCCCGAGCCGGGCUGGCUCCGCCUCCGCUGGAAGUCCUCAUUGGGGUAGUAAAAUUGGGAGAAAAGCACGGGCGCAUGUUCGCUGUUUGUAGCAUUUUUUUUUUUUUUUUUUUUUUUUUAUAUAUAUGAAUGUAAACUUUGUUUUAUAUUCUUCAUGGACAGUAAAUCAAGUCAACUUAUUUGCUCUUUUGCCUCUUUUAUUAGCUUUAUUAAUCGAGCAAUAGUUUGACAUUUCCCGUUAACAUGGAAAAUAAAAUUGGCCACAAAACGCAGCUCGUGGAGUCCUACGGACGGCUCGACUGAGAAGCGCUCGUGCGGCCGCCACUUCAAAGUUCAUUCAAAAAUGAAAAUAAAACUAAAAGUAACCGAAAUCGCUUCACUUUUGUGAUCGUGAUUCAGCUUUUUGUCCUACACACCAGCUGGAAACUACUGACUGCGUGUAUGGAUGUGUGUUAGUGCGUGUGCGUGUUGAGGACGAGCUCUGCGGCUCUGAGCGGGAAGUCGUAGGACGGGACGCCGAG